Molecule: messenger RNA, 1046 nt
Organism: Daucus carota subsp. sativus
Lineage: Eukaryota; Viridiplantae; Streptophyta; Magnoliopsida; Apiales; Apiaceae
Exons: 2
Coding region: 140-961 (273 amino acids)
Source: RefSeq, a predicted model, not a curated record
AAAAAUAGUCCUUGUUGAUAUAAGGCAACUUCUAAUCAGAUUCGGGAUAUAUCUCCGUACCCACAUAUAUUAAGCAUACUUGAGUUCUCAACUUCUCCAUUGUUUGUUCAGUUUUGUGGUUUCCGAAGAAACGCAGGGCAUGGAUGCGUUUAUGGACCAUUACGAAGUCCUAGGGUUACCUAGCGGUGAAGAAGGAGCGAAACUCUCAGAACAAGAAAUUAAAAAAGCCUAUCGAUCGAGGGCCAAGCAGUUGCAUCCAGACAAGAGGCCUGAUGAUCCCAACGCUCAUCCUAAUUUUCUCGCGCUCCAUGCAUCGUACGAAUUUCUCAUGGAUAAAAAAUCUAGACAAAAAUUUCAUCAAGAUGAAAAGAAGCGGGAGGAAAACAAGAGGAAAUUGCAGCAACAAAAUCCUUAUAAGCGUGAUCGAAACACGGAUGUGGAUGAAAGAGAGCGAGCAGGACGUGCUGCGCGUUAUAAGGCAAGUGCAGCUUGUAAAGAGGAGGAAUUGAUUCGGAGGAGAAACGAGGAAGUGAUUGCAGCAUUGAGACGUGAUGCAGCAGCUAGUAAAGUGCGAGCAGUGGAUGUAGCAGGUUCGGGAUUGAACGGAGAGGGGGAGAAAGAGGCGGCUUCGAGUCAGUGUCCUUGUGGACAUUGUAGGGGGAAUUGGCCGGAUAGGGAAUUUAGUGGUAGCAGUCUCGGUGGUGGUGAUGGUGGAUUCGAGGCACGCCUGAAUUCAUUCUUGACAAAGGUCCGCAGGAAAGACCACUGUGUACCCAGGUACUUGUUGCCACUGCAUGACGUGCACAUUGACAAUACUUAUGCUAAAGAUUUGGAGACAUCUCCCUCACUGAUACAAGAAAGACAUGUAAACUCAGUUUUGGCCAAAAUAGCAUAUGAACAAUGCUUGUGCGGUUGUGUCUACAGGCUACAAGUCUGCUAUUUUAAUUUUAUAGUUAAAUGAUUUUAACUCACUGGCAAAGGUAUGUGUCUUAUCAUAUGUAAUUUCAGAGAAAACAUUAAUCUAAGAUGUGUUUUUGUUUGUUGCA